CUCACACACUCACACCUCCCCAGCCCGACCCCGCCAUGGCCGCCUCCACCAUGUCCGUCUGCUCCAGUGCUUGCACCGAGCCCUGGCAGGUGGACGACUGCCCAGAGAGCUGCUGCGAGCCCCCCUGCUGCCAGCCCAGCUGCUGCCAGCCCAGCUGCUGCACCUCAGCCCCCUGCCUGAGCCUCAUCUGCACCCCAUGCUGCCAGUCAGGCUGUACCAGCUCCACCUGCCAGCCGGCUUGCUGCUCCUCCUCCUGCCAGCCAUCCUGCUGCGUGCCUGUCUGCUGCACACCUGUCUGCUGCAAGCCUGUCUGCUGCACAUCCGCCUGUUCAGGCACCUCCUCCUGCUGCCAGCUGUUUAGCUGCCAGCCGGCUUGCUGCUCUUGUUCUCCCUGCCAGUCAUCCUGCUGCACACCUGCCUGCUGCACACCUGUCUGCUGCAAGCCUGUCUGCUGCACAUCUGUUUGUUGCAUACCUGCCUGCUCAGGCACCACCUCCUCAUGCUGUCAGCAGUCUAGCUGCCAGCCUACUUGCUGUUCCUACUCCCCCUGCCAGCCAUCCUGCUGCACGCCUGUUGUCUGCACGCCCUCCUGUUCCUCCGUGUCCCUGCUCUGCCGCCCCGUGUGCAGACCCUCCUGCUGUGUGCCUGCCUCCUCCUGCUGCACCUCCUCCUGCCAGCCCAGCUGCUGCCAACCAUCCUCCUCCGUGUCCCUGCUCUGCCGCCCCGCCUGCCCCCGCCCGGCCUGCUGCAGCCUCUCCUUGGGCCAGAAGUCCUGCUGCUGACAAGCCUCCCCUGCCACCAUGGGGCCUGCCGACAGCUGCUUGCCCUCCACUCCCGACCGUAGAGUCCACUUCAGUGAUUAGGCACAGGAAAAGACCAUUGGCAAUAACUAACGUAAAAUGGCGUGGUGACAAUAAUAUGCCCUAAUAAAAAC
This is a messenger RNA of Chinchilla lanigera (long-tailed chinchilla), 934 nucleotides long. Its product is annotated as keratin-associated protein 10-2-like. Gene Ontology annotation, cellular component: keratin filament. The transcript is spliced from 2 exons. The record is from RefSeq and is a predicted model, not a curated record. Bases 36 to 782 code for a protein of 248 amino acids. NCBI's taxonomy places the organism in Eukaryota, Metazoa, Chordata, Mammalia, Rodentia, Chinchillidae.